Nomascus leucogenys (northern white-cheeked gibbon) is the source of this 1190-nucleotide messenger RNA. RefSeq names its product WD repeat domain 83 (gene WDR83). Gene Ontology annotation, molecular function: protein binding. Gene Ontology annotation, cellular component: catalytic step 2 spliceosome. The record is from RefSeq and is a predicted model, not a curated record. Gene Ontology annotation, biological process: mRNA splicing, via spliceosome. NCBI's taxonomy places the organism in Eukaryota, Metazoa, Chordata, Mammalia, Primates, Hylobatidae.
GUUACACCCAAACGUGGGUUUCGAAGGCGCGGAAUCUUCCGUACAGACCGAUUUAAGGCUGCGAGGAAGGGGUCAUGGGAGCAUGGCUUUCCCUGAGCCAAAGCCGCGGCCUCCGGAGCUGCCGCAGAAACGGUUGAAGACGCUGGACUGCGGGCAAGGGGCGGUACGAGCCGUACGAUUUAAUGUGGAUGGCAAUUACUGCCUGACGUGCGGCAGUGACAAGACCCUGAAGCUGUGGAACCCGCUUCGGGGGACGCUGCUGCGGACGUAUAGCGGCCACGGCUACGAGGUGCUAGAUGCGGCCGGCUCCUUUGACAACAGCAAUCUCUGCUCCGGCGGCGGGGACAAGGCGGUGGUUCUGUGGGAUGUGGCAUCAGGGCAGGUCGUGCGCAAAUUCCGGGGCCACGCAGGGAAGGUGAACACGGUGCAGUUUAAUGAAGAGGCCACAGUUAUCCUGUCCGGCUCUAUUGAUUCCAGUAUCCGCUGUUGGGAUUGCCGCUCACGGAGGCCUGAGCCAGUGCAGACGCUGGACGAGGCCAGAGAUGGCGUGUCCAGCGUGAAGGUGUCAGACCACGAGGUCCUGGCAGGCUCCGUGGACGGCCGCGUGAGACGCUAUGACCUGAGGAUGGGGCAGCUCUUCUCAGACUAUGUGGGCAGCCCCAUCACCUGCACCUGCUUCAGCCGGGACGGGCAGUGCACCCUGGUGUCCAGCCUGGACUCCACGUUACGCCUCCUGGACAAAGACACAGGGGAGCUGCUGGGCGAGUACAAGGGCCAUAAGAACCAGGAAUACAAGCUGGACUGCUGCCUGAGCGAGCGUGACACACAUGUGGUCAGCUGCUCUGAGGACGGGAAGGUGUUCUUCUGGGACCUGGUGGAGGGUGCCCUGGCUCUGGCCUUGCCUGUGGGUCGCGGUGUGGUGCAGUCGCUGGCCUACCACCCCACAGAGCCCUGCCUGCUGACCGCCAUGGGAGGCAGCAUCCAGUGCUGGCGGGAGGAGGCCUAUGAGGCAGAGGAUGGAGCAGGCUGAAGACAGGGGACCCACCACCAGGACCAAGGACCGAGACACAGACGCAGAAGGACUUCAGAGACCAUCUUAUUCUAGACACAUGGCAGACCAAAAAGUAGGGGAGGGGCUGGGUCUGCAAAUUAAUAAAUAGAGGACGGGGUAAGACCUUCCUGGGACCGCA